Megachile rotundata (alfalfa leafcutting bee) is the source of this 2546-nucleotide messenger RNA. RefSeq lists its product as uncharacterized. NCBI's taxonomy places the organism in Eukaryota, Metazoa, Arthropoda, Insecta, Hymenoptera, Megachilidae. The record is from RefSeq and is a predicted model, not a curated record.
GUUUGUAAAAGUCAAGAACGAUGGAAGAAGAAAUUAUUAAUAGUCCAAAAAUAUCAAAUUUCUGUUCGCGGGCUGACAUUAAUCAGUCGAUGCUGAACAAAUAUACACAGGAAGCGUUUAACUUUAUUUUAAAAACGUCGAUUAAAUCUUCAUAAAUAAUUUCACUUUCACAAGUGUCACGCACGUUUUUGAAUCAACGUCAACAUUUAUACUCGUCAGUUUAAUAUGAUUACUAUUAGAAAACUACGGAACCAAAUAUUAAUUUCAAAUUACGAAAACGAUGAUCAAGGAGUAAUCGAUUUGUAAUCGAUGUUGGAAUGUCGAAAAUAGAACUGUUUCGCGCUCCUUCGAUUCCGAAAGAUCGAAAAAACAAAUGAUGGAUUACACAACCUAAAUUAAAAUUUGUACAAAAUUUUUCUUGAUCACACUUGCCAAAAUUCUCCGUAAAUAUACUCGCAUCGAAUUGUCAAUUAUGUUUGGACGACAAAUUUUUUUAGACUCAAUGAACAAUGAAAGCCAGCAAAGAAGACGCAACGAACUUCUUCGACAAUACUUAGAAAAUCAGAGGCAUGGAACACCGUUUACCGAACUGGCAAUUCCUUCUUUAAGAAACGACGGACUAACGCUCGAUUUAAAUUUCAUUCUUCUCGAGGAUGCAGAUCGCGUUCGAUCGAACGAGAUGUGUUUUCGAACGUUAGUACAAGAAAACAAACAACUUAGACAAAUUUUUGCCGAACUAUUAUUAAAUUACUCGUUAACAUAUUUUAAUAAUCGUAGGAAUGCGUGUAACCGACAUUUACUGGAGUAUAUACGACAAAUGGAAGAAAGAUACGUAGCCAUGGAAAAGGAACUGAUCAGGACCAAAAUGUUGAUCCCUGUAAUAACACGAAAUAGCAAAGUCGUACAUCAAAUGGUAAUAACAACGCGUUAUCGAUACUUUUAUUAUUCACAAACGGAUAUGAACUGGGAAGGAUUUUCUAUCGCUAAUAAGUAUGGAUCUCCUUGGGAAAAUCCCUGUAACAAAUAUCAAGAAAGUACAAACGUUUCAUUGCGAAAAAAAAAUCAUUCUACGAAGAGAAGUAAAGAAUUGAACGGUAAAACUUUCGGCGAUAUAGAUUGUACGAAGAAGAAAAUCUCACAGAACCCGCAAAAUGACAUUUAUUCUAUGAAACAUUCUACUAAUAACUUUUAUCGGGACAAAACGUUAAUUAACAAUUCAAACGCUGCAUACGUAACACACAAGGCUCCUGUAUUUCUUCCGCAAACUUCGAUUCGGUCAAUGAAUGUCUUCAAAUGCGAUAAAAUGAAUUCUAAGGUAACAUUAAUUAAAAUAUGUGUCGGUUUUGCAAAAUUUAUCGCGAUAUGCGUAUACAGGAUUGUUUAUAUUAAUUUGCAGAAACGAUUCGAUUUCUUUGAUCGUAAAAAGGCACCGACUACAAACGAUCAAGUAAGUUUCUUAUUAAAUUACAAUUGUUCGAAAUAUAACGAAACGAGUAAUAAAAUUCGAUGUGUCGUGUUUCUGGAAGCAUGCCAAAGCCUCGGCGAGAAACACGAAUCGGAAGCGUCGUUCCAUACUGACUUCGACAUUAAACACGAGGAUCAUACGCAAGCCAGUUGCACCAUAAACACAUCAGAAUUUCAGCCGAUAGCGAGAUCGAAGGUUACGAGCGAUGUUUCCGAACGGAAAUUUGAAAUUGAUCAAUCAACCACCGAUCGACAAUCGAAUCCCCGUUCCGACGAGAAAAGUGCAUUUAAAAGGAUGAAAAUGCUGGAAAAUGCGAAUGUGCAUCGUAAAGAAAAUUUCCAUCCAGGUCAAACGUAUCAAAGUAAUCGUAAUCCUUGCAACAAUCAGUGGAAGAAGUUGUCUUGCGACAGGACGCGUUCUGUAAACGAUCCUGCAAGAAAUUUCGCUCAUUUAGUAGAGAAACGGAGGAAAGAAACGUAUAAAACAAUUCCAACACCACGAAGCAACGUUCACACUGCUUACGCUCCCAUGGUUCAACCAUCCACGUGGAACCCCAUGUUAGACACCAAUGGAUUCACCAUUCAAUUACUGAGACUCGCUGUGUUACUUUAUGCUCCAGCGUUGAUGCCAGCCCUAAACCUACUGAUCGCGCGACAAAAUGCUCAAACCUCGAUUCCUAUUCCAUGCACGGAAGGUUCGAACGAUUUAUUGACUCAAAUCUUUACAAUUUUGAACAAUCAGCAGUCUGUGCCAAACUUACCGUAUGUAUCGAGUUCUAGAGUCGGGCAAAAUCCACGAUUUCCGAUCGAAUCUACUUCGAGGAAUUCAAUGUCGAAUUCAAACCCGCAUUCCGAAAAUAUUGCGAAGCAACUUCGAGAUGGAAAUUGUGACACGAGCAGACAGUUCGAAAAAAAUUCGAUCGCUGUGAAUACUUCCCUGGAAGCGAGCACUUGUACCGACACGAAUAUGUCGUCUGCACAAUAUAAGAAAAGUAAUUCAUACGAUCAGUCGGAAGUAAAGGAAGAAAUACCUGAACAGAUAAACGAAAGAAAAUAGAAAUUCUCUGGGUUGAAAGGUACAG